Molecule: messenger RNA, 6195 nt
Organism: Fimicolochytrium jonesii
Lineage: Eukaryota; Fungi; Chytridiomycota; Chytridiomycetes; Spizellomycetales; Powellomycetaceae
Exons: 12
Coding region: 188-6031 (1947 amino acids)
Source: RefSeq, a predicted model, not a curated record
ACUUGCUCGAACUUCCAUUUCACUUUCUCAACGCAUAACUCAAUGGGCAUAAGUGAAAGGGAAGGCGAGGAACGGUCGCUGUAAGUAGGCGGGUGUCUUGCAAUACUUGGCGAGCCCGACGUGCAAUACGAAGAGCCAAGGUCUGAACUCCUCUGGCAACUGAAUUGCUCGAAACGGGUUGCCGAAGAUGACCGUCUCGUGGGAAAACAUCACGGCGGAAGGUAUUGCAAGAUCACAACUGCGUAAUAAAGGAAAGGUUUCGAAAUUAAAACUCAGGAUGCCGUCAGAUCUAUCUGUUUUUCACAAGGUUCUUUCUCUUGCCUUUCCACGGGAUAGCUCGCUGCUGGAGUCGAUAGACGAAGAGGGGAGGCACCCGGCGGAAAGGAGUAGUACCGAUGUUUUCCGGGUGCUGCGAGCUCUGUCAGCGGUUUUUCCCAGCGUGGCGGAUGCCGAAUCGGCGGAGCGAAGAGACAGAUACAGGCAGUUACUUUUGUCCAUGGACAGGCGAUAUGUGGGCCGAUCCUGGUGGGAAAAGUAUCGACUGCUCCAGCAGAUUGUGACUGGCCAUAAAAAUGAGCUUCAGAGUUCACUAUACCCCGGGGAAACUUUUGUCGAGGCAUCAACGUUAGCAAAGGCAGGACCGCCAUCAGUUAGCCAGCCAGCACCGACGGAGGAAAGCUUCAUAGCCCUAUGCUCUUUUCAUUCCACGGUCCAUCAUACAUCGAAUGAGAGAAUGGCGGAGCAUCAAGUCCUCGGCCACGCAGCUUUCCGCCCAGAGUUAUCUCAACAUGGUCCAAGACUACUUGAUAGCAAUGGACAGCAACAUCCCUCUGCAAUCCAAGUUACAGACUCCAUCGCUGAAGUCAGCGCCAUUCUACCUGAAUUCUCAGAACGUCGAAGCUUGAUUCCAAAGGUCGAUAUGUCCACGCAAGCUGAAUUGGAUGCAACCACCAUGGUCGCGCCAGACCAGAGCGAAGAACUUGCCUCUCGUAAACAACGCGUGCAGGUGGUAAGAUGUUUCUAUGCCUGGAUGGGAUAUAGCCGUGCACUCAGGAAGAGGAAAGCGGAGCUGGUGACGCAGUGGAUGGUGGCCGUCAAACGAUGGCAAACGUCACAUCUUCAGAAAACUUUCCGCAAAUGGCAUGUGAGGUCAGAGGCUCUACGGGCGUUGAAGCAUGAAAACGCCCGGCGAAUCGCGACGUUAGCUAUUCAUGCAUUUUCCGCUAAUGUCAAUUUCAUUCAUCGAGAGAUACAUGGUUUCCGGACCCUUCACGUCAUGCGUGGGGCUUUUCGCCAAUGGAAAGCAAAACAAGUAUCGCUAUAUAUGAAAAGAUGUGAGAGCGCAAUUGCGGAGUCGGUCAUGGAACGGCGACGUGCCCGAGACAUGGCGAAAAUGGCCUUACAGUGCUGGCACCAGCUAACGAAGAAGAAAGCAGUGCUACGAACGUUUUCGGAAGUUGCGGAGCAGAUGGUGCGCUUGAAGAGAGUGGAGGUCUUUUUUCGAAAGUGGGAACAUAUGACCACAAACGUCAGACGGGCAAAGGCCUUUGAUGCGAUGUGCAGGCACAACCGAGCGGCUAUUUGCCUAAACGGAUGGCGUCGGUUGACGCGUAGGAUUCUUGGGGCGCAAGAAAGCGCACGCCUUCUUAAGUCUCGGCUGCAUCGGGAUCGCCUUCGACACGUUUUCGAGUACUGGACCGAUCGGACAGAAAACAGGCUGAAACACCGUGAUAAAAUCGAGACAUCACUAUCAUGGAAGCGAAAGCACACGUUAGUGAAAUGCUUUCAUGCAUGGAAGUGGUGGCACGAUUUGGAGGGCCGAUGCCGACAGAAGGAAAAAGAGAACCGCAUGGGAGAGCUCAGAAGGGUCUGGGCGAUAUGGGUCAGCGAAAGAAGCAAAGCAGCGCAAGAGAGGGAAAAAGCGAACAAACACCUUUUGCGGCGUGCAACCUCACACUGGAGGGAAACCACGGUUCACAAUAAAGCACUCCGGGUCAAUCACGAAGUGUUCAGGACGGAGCUUCAACAAAGGCAAAUGCGCGCGGUCCUAGGGAGGUGGCGGGCUGCAAAUGCGCAACAAAAGGCAUUUAGACGGACAUGUAAGAACCUUCUCGCAGAAAGGAGGCGGAAUGUGCUGAAAUACGCAAUGCAUGUCUGGAAUGUCGCAUAUUUGCAUCAACAGACUUUAACGACAAAGCUGAAAGAGCACGAAUCUCGGCACAGGCACUCCCGACUUGCGAGGCACUUACGUUUGUGGCGCGUUGCAUGUGCUUAUCGAUUGGUUCAACAAUCUCGUCGGUACCGGAUCGUACAACAAUCUUUUCAUGCUUGGCAUCAACGGCAUAUGUAUGUCUCUGGCGAUCUUGAAGACCGCCUUCAGAGCUUCAGCAGGUCUCGCCUUCAGCAGACACGUGCCAACACUUUGAUGACAUGGAUAGAUCGCUACCGAAAUGCUAUCCAUCGGUCUGAUGUGGCACAUCGCAAGCUGUUAACAGACAUGGUCACCAAAGCUUUUGUGCGGUGGCGCGAUCGCUCUCUCUAUGAGAACCAAAGGCAUUUGGUUGCCAUGGAGUAUUGGUCCUGUUCAGUGUUGGGAACGGUCAUUCGUACCUGGCAGGCCAGUGCGAAAGCAAAGAUCCAGCAUCGCAUCACAACUGUCAUGGAGAAGCUACAGGCGAAGCGCGAUCAACGUCUUUUGCGGCAAUGUUUGAAAGGCUUUCGAGUCAUCCAAGCGCAGCGGAAGGAGGCGCGAGAUCUUUGCUUCGGGUUCAAGCAACGGGCGCGGCAGGUGCAAAAGAGGCUACUACUCCAGCACUGGCGAAGUCGAUAUAAGUAUGUGCGCAACAUGGCAACAGUUGCGACUUCUGGACACGAUCACCUUUUGAUGAGCAAGGUCUAUUGGGUGUGGAUAUCGAAAUGGAGGAGACGACAACGAGUUUUGCGAGCUUGUCGCUCGUUAGUAUGGAGCUUUGAAAAAGUGUUCCUACACCGUCUCUUGACCGAGUGGCAAGUUGUCGCGGAGAGACAAGGAAUCCUCCGGGGACGGGCAGCCAAAUUCACCGUUCGGCUCGACCUGAAGAAACUGGAGAUAGUAUUGUCUACGUGGCGCCUAGCUCUCCGCUUCAAGAACUUGCAAAGAUUGGAGCUUGUGAUAGCGCAGUUGCGUACAAUACAGAGCAAGACCGCGUCGCUAAAAUGCUGGAAAUACAAGUUCAAUGAAUUACGGGCGGAACGGGCCCACCGACAAAAGUUUUGUAAACGGUAUUUCCUGAGAUGGCAGGAUCACUGGUGGAAUGCCUUGCACGAUCGUCUAGCGACGAGGCUCCAUCAGCAGCGCUGCCUGGGAACGAUAUUCCGAAUGUGGAUUUGGAAGACAUGGGCAGGUCUUGCUCCUGAUGCUAUUGUACUGCUCCAGCUGGAAUGUCACGAGCCCGACAACGGGUUGCUGUCCCUGACGAACCAAACAGCCCUGCGAUCCAGGUUUGUUACAACCAAGAUACCCGAGCAGCUUGGAAUCUUUCAGAGAAUGGGUGCCAUGGGCAGAAUCUUGUCCAUGACCGAGGUCCACACGCCGAUAUACGCAGAUCACCCAGAACAUAUCGCCGAAGGUGAUGGGGAAUUCACAAAGUGGCGGGCUCUGAUCGCACAACUUCGUGAAACGACAAGAAGCCGGCGGGCCGAUUAUGCCAGCGCCGACGCUGCAUAUCGAGCUAAGCUUAUGAUGAAUACGCUAGCUUACUGGCAUCAUUCACAGAAAGCCACUAAGCUCUACCGAUUGAUGGCAGCUCCACUCACGGCACGCCAUGAAGCGUUGACGAUGCAGGCUUCGUUCCAAGCCUGGUCGUAUUCGUUAUAUUGCGCGCAACAGCGCGACAUCCAAGCACAUCGAGCUCAUCUAUUCUAUGCGACACGGAAUGCUUUUGGACAGUGGACGCGUGCGUUGCAACGAGCCAGGGAAGCCGAGGACAGAGCACGCUCAGCAGCACUUUACGUGUGUACCAUACAAAGCUGGAGAACGUGGCGUCGCCAGUAUUUGGUGAAGAGGGAGGAGCAAAUCCGGAAGAUGCACGAAGACCUGGCCGUCGAUCAUCAACGAGUUACGCUUAUGCGCCGUACAUUCGAUGCCCUCCAUAACAUCUACAUUGCACACCACCGCCUACGAGUGCUGGCUACUCGACAGUUCGACAUUCGCUGCUUGAGGAGAACUUUCGAGCAUUGGAAAGAUCAGGCCAGCAUUUUGAGCUUACGGAAACGGAUUGAACGGCAAAUAGCAGUUGCCUAUAACAUAAACGUAACGAAACGGGCGUUCUGCCGAUGGACGCUGCUGACGGCUCAGGCAACUGCUUGUCGAUUGUUGAAGAGGCGUUUGAACAUCAGGACCGUCAUAGAGCUGUUCCAAGUAUGGAAACAGAAAAGCAAAAAGAAGCACAACCUACGCAGGAAAGCGGAGGCGCUUAGGAACUUGAAAAUCAUUGUAACCGAACACAAGUACACGAGACUUUUCAAAGCCUGGCGGGCUGUGGUCGUCAAACAGAGCGACAUACGAAGAGCCGAGGGAGCCUUUAGUGCUCGGAUGAGAGAAAGACACCAGCUUCAAUUCGAUAUUAUUCCAACGGAGCCACUUCUCGUCACGACUAUGAGGGCAAGAACGAUGGUGCAGUCAUGGCGAAAAUGGACUGAUGCACUUCGGAAUGCGAAGGCAAGGCGGUUCGCUUUGGAAAAGCUGCUGCAUCAUUGCUGGCAAGGAUGGAGAGCCUGGCAUCUUGAUCGGAGGAGUGAGCGGGAAGAAGGAAAGAAUACAGUGCUGGCAUCAUUGGCGAAACAAAAACUUCGACAAUCUUGGCAUCUAUGGGUCACGCGUGUGAAACAUCGCCAGGAAAGGCGAGAGCAGCUCCUGCGGGUGCACCAGAAAUCCGUUCGGAAAAUUCGGCUUCCUGCGUAUUUCGACAAAUGGUGGCGUCGCACGGCAACAGUCGCUCUGAAUACCCGAAGCGCUAUCCAGUUUGAUCAAGGGAAUGUGAUGGGUACCGCGAUCGCACGUUGGCAGCAGGCUGCUGCAAAGCAAAACAGUCGUCGAACAAAGAACCUCCGGGAUAAAGAACUUGAAAAGGUCGCGGUGUAUAUGGAUCGCAAAGCUACAAGAAGGCGAGUCUUUCAUCUCUGGGCCACUGUCUUUCGUGCUCGUCGUUCCGCACGUGUACAGGCGGCUGCAUCCUCCCGGAUACAACCGGCGUCAGCCCCCUCGUCUUCCCGACCUUCUCGUCCUUCCGCGAUCCAACCCACUUUAUCCGCGCGAUCUCCCAGUCCCACGAAGGCCAUUUCCGGAACACCGGUCCUUAGUGCUCGGCCGUCUUCAGUUCAGCCCUCAAACAUCAGGUCUGUGAGCCUGUCAAAGCACAGCGAUGGGGUUGUAAUGCGGGAGGUUCAUAGCGGCGGUCCAGCAUCUGUGGCACAACAUCGAGUAUCAACGGCGCAACAGCGAGUUGCAACGACCCAACAGCAGGCGUCAGCAACGCAUCACCGAGUGACAACAACGCAGCAGCGAGUGACAACGUCGGAGCAGCGAGUUUCAGCGACGCAGCAGCGAGUGUCAGCAACGCAGCAGCGAGAUUCAAAAACGCAGCCGCGAGUUUCAAUCACUCAGCAGGCACCAACGACACAAUCGCGACUCAUAACCACACAAGCGCGACCGUCAACGACACAACUGCGAGUUUCCACAGCACAAGAGCGACGAUCAACGGCUCAACCAGGAUCGUCGACGCUUCCACCCGAAGCACCUAAGCCUGUCAAGAAAAAGUUGGACGCUGAAGGUUAUGCGCAUAUGCUCAGGCAAGCCGACGCGUUUCUAUCGAAACGAAUGCGAAAGUGGGCCUGGAAUCGUUGGCAGCACCGAAACAAGAUGCGGAACUUUGAGUAUCAACGCAAAAUGAUCUUCGCUGCGACAUGGGCUCAGAAGAUGCUUAAACGUAGACUGAUUCUCGCAUGGGCGCAAAGUUGCCGGCAGUACAGAGUUGCUGCGAUUGAGGAUUGACUUGAUGGGCCCACAGCUGUGAGGCAGUAUACUCCGGGCUUUUGCAAUGGAAGCCAUGCCAUAAGGCAAUCCACUCAGGCCAUCCCGCAUAUGUAUAUAUCAUUUCGAGGCCCCGAGCGAGAGCAUCCACCUCUAAAUACAACCUGGGAGGAAAUACCGUCCAU